AUGUGUCCGCCGGUUGCAGCGUUUGCGGUACUGGCCGCCUAUCUUUGCGGCCCGCCUCCCCCGGUGACCGCGGCCCGCCCUCGGCAGCUCAACUACCGACCCAUCGUUGGUGUGUUGGCUCAGGAGAAUCUUCCGAGGGACCGGUUUGCCCGUGGGUCCUCCUACAUUGCUGCCUCCUAUGUUAAAUAUCUGGAGGGAGCCGGGGCCAGGGUGACACCCAUACGAAUCAAUCGCACAGAGGAAGAAUAUGCCAAGAUAUUUAACUCUAUAAAUGGGUUGUUGCUACCGGGAGGAGAUGUAGACCUCCAAACAUCUCAGUUUAGUCAAGCAGCCAAGAUCUUUUACAACUUAGCUUUAAAGGCCAAUGAUGCAGGCGACUACUUCCCUAUCUGGGGUACUUGCCAGGGCUUUCAGCAGCUAACAGUGCUCACAGCCAACAAGAACCUUCUUACCCUUACCGAUACCAAGGCUGUAGCCUUACCUCUGACCCUCACACCAGAAGCUCGGUUUAGUCGUUUAUUCCGAAAUUUUCCCAGGGACGUUCUUCAGUCGUUGGCCGAUGAAAACAUCACCUCCAACUUCCACAGCUGGAGCCUGUCUAAACAGAACUACACUGGUAAUGCAAGGCUGAAGAGGUUCUACAAGGUUCUGUCAAUCAACAGUGAUGGAAAGAAGGAUUUUAUCUCCACCAUGGAAGCCUACCGGUACCCAUUCUAUGCGGUGCAGUGGCACCCAGAGAAGAGCCCCUUCGAGUGGAUAGACAAGCGGGGCAUGGUUCACUCCUCCUCGGCUGUCAAAGCCUCCUUCUACACUGCCAGCUUCUUUGUCUCUGAGGCCAUGAAGAACCACCAUCAGUUUCCCAGUCCUCUGGAAGAGGAGAAGGCUCUCAUCUACAACUUCUCCCCCGUCUACAGAGGCAUCCAGUCUGUCUUCCUGCAAAACUACUAUUUCGACUGA
This is a messenger RNA of Lampris incognitus (smalleye Pacific opah), 957 nucleotides long. Its product is annotated as zgc:171566. Gene Ontology annotation, molecular function: gamma-glutamyl-peptidase activity. Lineage: Eukaryota; Metazoa; Chordata; Actinopteri; Lampriformes; Lampridae. The record is from RefSeq and is a predicted model, not a curated record. The coding region runs from base 1 to 957 and encodes 318 amino acids. Gene Ontology annotation, biological process: tetrahydrofolylpolyglutamate metabolic process. Gene Ontology annotation, cellular component: vacuole. The transcript is spliced from 9 exons.